Messenger RNA from Oldenlandia corymbosa var. corymbosa, 660 nucleotides. Lineage: Eukaryota; Viridiplantae; Streptophyta; Magnoliopsida; Gentianales; Rubiaceae. The record is from the annotation of a GenBank genome assembly.
AUGCAGCCUGCUACCCCUAAUCACACCAUCCAUAACAAUCAUUACUUCCUUUAUCAGAAUUUCAGUGUCAAUGUUCUCCAUUUCAACAACAUCCCGCAAUCUCAUCACCAGCCCGAGUGUAACCAGAUGAAUCAGCUGACCUAUCGUCAGGCCAUUUACGCGUUCAUUCUCACAGUCUCGCUUAACUUGGUCCAGAUUAAGUAUCAAUCCCUAGCUGAAUCCCCUUUUGAAACACACCCAAAAACCAUGUUUUUGGCCGUUGCCAGUUUGCUACUCUACUAUUGCUUGUCACAACAACCCAAUCUAAACACAAUCCCUCUUUACGCUAUUUCGGCGGCAUACUGGGAUUACUUUAGUAGGCUCGGACUGGGAUUUUGUGGACCAUUAUCUUUGGCAUCUGUUACAUCUCUCCUUUUGCCUGAAUCUCUUUGCCCACUUGUAUUUUCCCUUGCACUUUUGUUUGCCUUGUCCCAGCUGAUACCCCAUUUUCUUGUUGAAACAAUAUGGGAUAUGCUGAUAAAAACAGCCAUUUAUAUAGUGCACAAGUUCUGGGGUCAACGACCACCUGAUCAAGUUCUAGGAAGAACAGGGAGAGGAAUCCAUGUCCAACUGCCCAAUUGGCUUCCACAGCAAGUAGAAAUUGAAAUACAUCCUCACUAG